This is a messenger RNA of Tetrahymena thermophila SB210, 918 nucleotides long. RefSeq lists its product as hypothetical. The transcript has a single exon. NCBI's taxonomy places the organism in Eukaryota, Ciliophora, Oligohymenophorea, Hymenostomatida, Tetrahymenidae. The record is from RefSeq and is a predicted model, not a curated record.
AUGUUUGCAUAAAUUCAAACUUAAACUUAAAAAAAUACAUUAUAGCAACCUCAAGGAUUAUUUUCUCUUCCAAAUACUUCUAUUUCAUCUCAGCAAUAACAACCUGUUGGUUAAAGCUUAUUUAAUACAUCUUAAACUAAUUCUAAGAAUGGUUUAAAUAUAUAAACAUCAUAAUAAUAAGUGUCACUAUUCUAAACAGGACAAAAUUCAUCACCUUUAUUUCUCAACAAUAUUAAUUAGAACAAUUAGCAAAAUUAGAAUACCUAAAAUUCUUUGACUUGUCAACCUGCUUAAACAGUUUAGCAAUUAGAAACAUAGAAUUAAAAAAUGGGAUUGUUUUAAACAAAUUAAAAUACAUCUCUAAAUUUCUUGAAUGAUUUAAAUAAAAACAAUAAAUAAGAAUAAGUAUCAUCUAAUCAAUAAAAAAGUAUAUUUUAAAAUACCCAAAAUAUAUUUAAUCAAUAAUCAACUUCUUAGAAUAAUUACAAGAGUAUGUUUGCUCCAUAAUAAGAUUUUCAAAACACUUUAAAUACUUAAAGUCCUCAAAUGUUACUAACAGCAAACAACUUACCAUAAUAGCUUUAGUAAGAGAAUCAAGCAUUGAAAGAAAAAAUCUUGUAAAUGGAUUAGAGAAUAUGUGAAUUAGAAAAACAAGUAAAACAAAAUGAUGAGUAAAAUCAAAAAAUCAUGCAAUUAGAAAAUAAUUUUAAGCUUUUAGCAUAGUUUUGCUCAUAAAAUUUUAAAGGAUUAUGUAACAAAGGUCAUAUUUUGGAACAUUGUACCAGUUUUUUAGCAUAAAAUUUCAGUUGUGAUGUGUGUAAAUAAAAUUUAAAAGACACAGGCUUAGGCUCAUAUAAAUGCUAAGCAUGCGACUUUGACAGGUGUGAAAAAUGCUAUAAUGAAAACAGAUUAAUUUGA